UAAAAUCCCUGGGCGGUGUGUGUUGGGCAAGCGCUAGGACGGGGAAGGGUUCGCUUCGGCAUCGGCAUCGGCAUCGGCAUCGGAUCGGAUCGGCUAAAUUACCGGCAUCGCCGGAUGGCGGCGGCGCUACUAGGGGAGGACGGCAGGGGCUACGAACUCGCUAGGAGGCUCGAUGGGUGCGGGGCAUGGCGUGCGUGGCUGGGCGACGGCGCCUACGCUGCCUUCGUUCACCAUCUCUCCUCCCCUGCUUCCUGGGAAACCUUCAUGUCCCCCUCGCCCAGCUCCCCCUCUAAUUCUCGGGCUCAUCUCCACUUACAGCUCCGCGUUCGUGCCCUCCUCUUUGACAAGGCAUCUGCCGCUCUCUUCUUCCACCCCGCCUCCUCCCCCGGAAACAGUGCUCCUUCCAUCUCAGAGAUUAAUCCCGACUAUCUGCAGUUGCAUGGUGAUGAUAUUUAUUAUUCAUUGGAAGAUUGCCAACAAGAUGGUGUUCAAAAUGAUCAAUGUAAUUCUCGGGGGAUGCAAAUGCAGCUAAAAACAGCAUUCAACACUUGCAAAGUAAAUGAGCAUUCUUAUGAGCGGGCUUCUAUUGUUGGCCCAAAGUAUCAUGAACCAGACAAUGUACGACAUAGGGUAGAGGAUUUGCCAGAGACAUGGUAUAACCAGUUUCUUCGUGAGUAUCGAUUGAGACAUCAUACAUUUCCAUAUUGUGACAAAGAACCUCAGAAAAGAACGCCUGAGGGAAUGUCUAUGUUUCUCAAAUUAAGUGAAACACAGAAAAGGAAGAGACAAGCUUGUAAGGUAGGCCCAAAUGUGGCCUCCAGAGAUUCUAUGGUGGAAAAUGGAGCUUCUGUGCAGUCAAACGUGGCUUCUGAUUUAUCUAUUUUGACUGAAGAAGAACAUACUUUUUUUCCAGAAAUGAUGUUCCCUUCUAAUUGUGUACCUGGUAGUGCAAUUCCGCCAAACAACAGCAUGGGGAAAAAACAAAAAAUUGAAGUCUUUGAGGUUCUAGAUAAUUUGCCUACCAUAAUAAGCCGAAACCCAGCCAUGAUUGAAAGAUUUGGCUUAAUGUCUGAGUAUUAUAAAAUGGGUAAAUAUAGGGGGAAGGACAGUUCUGGAGGGUCGAAAAAACCACUUGGUGUUGAGGAAGCAUCCAAGAUGACUCACAAAGUAGUAGCCAGUGCAUUGUUAAGAGUGGGGUUUGAAGCUGGAUCUGAAUCUUCUAUGGAAGUCUUCUCUGAGGUGUUAAGUGCACGAAUCUGCAAGUUAGGCCGCAUCUUGAGACUGUUAAGUGAUAGCUACAAAAAGCAGUUCUCAUCAAUUGAACUUCUUAAGAUGUUUCUGCAAACUGCUGGAUAUGGAAAUGUUGGGAUUCUAGCUGAGCUUAUAAAGGAUGGUAUCAAAGGCUUGACUCAGCAGACACAUCAAAAUGUCCGUAUGAUGCAGCCACAACAAAAUGCUUAUUUGCAAGCUCAAUUGCAGAGAAUGCAGCAGAUGCAUCGACUACAACAAAUGCAAAUGCUUAACCCACAGAACUUGGCAUUCCAACAGCACCAGCAACAAUUGUUACGGCGUCAAAUGUCCGCUCCUCGUGGUUCUGUAGUCAUGAUGGACAAAGAUCAGCCCAUGGUGGACGUCAAGGUGGAAAAUGUAAUGGAGUCUCCAGCAGGGAGCAUGUUCAACGCACUCAAUAAACAACAGUUACAGUUGCAACAUUUACAGCUUCGACAGCAAAUGGGUAUGUCGAAUCAGCAUGCUCCACCAAGCCAGCAGUUCAAACAAAUCUCAAAUGUCCAACUUCCUCAACUGCAAACCCAGAAUCCAUAUGGCAUGCGAACACCAGUGAAAGUGGAAGCCUUUCACGAAUUGAUGGGUGGAGACUCGACGAUAAAACAUGAUUCUGAGCAUAGUAAGUUGACCCCAUCUCAAUGAUAGGAGUUGAUACAUUACCUUAUGUUAAUGUAAGAAUCUCGGUAAUCGUCAUUGCUAAUCCCAUUAUACAUAUCAUCUUAUUUUGUCUUUGAAUAUUUUGUACUACUGUAUUAAGUUAUCUAUGGGUUGGAAAAGGAAGCAAAGCCUAUAUAAUACUCUCUGCUCGCUUCUUGUAAAGAUUAAUUAUAAAGGUCAGUUUUUGUUGUAGAAUGGAGGUCUCUGGAUUAUGACACCCAAGUAGUUCUGGAAUGGUACAGUGCUUUCCCUGCAACAUCUACAAUUAUUAAUGGCUUAUUACUUUUUAAAUA
Messenger RNA from Zingiber officinale, 2237 nucleotides. RefSeq lists its product as uncharacterized. Lineage: Eukaryota; Viridiplantae; Streptophyta; Magnoliopsida; Zingiberales; Zingiberaceae. The record is from RefSeq and is a predicted model, not a curated record. Bases 115 to 1929 code for a protein of 604 amino acids. The transcript is spliced from 6 exons.